Molecule: messenger RNA, 5367 nt
Organism: Trichomonas vaginalis G3
Lineage: Eukaryota; Parabasalia; Trichomonadida; Trichomonadidae
Product: ribonuclease H protein family
Exons: 1
Coding region: 1-5367 (1788 amino acids)
Biological process (GO): regulation of transcription by RNA polymerase II
Cellular component (GO): nucleus
Source: RefSeq, a predicted model, not a curated record
AUGUUCUCACCUGAAGACCGUGACUUGAGUACAGAACCGUUCCACUGUAACGCUGAUGGCUGUAAUUUCCAUUGUGACAAUUGUGAAAGAAUGGUUGAACACAUCAGAGAGCACCAUAACACUGACCCCAUGAUCAAUACAUUUGAAACAACAGAAGACACAUUUAGAAGAAUAACGGCCAUCAAAAUAGACAAGACAGGCAUCGAAGAACUUAACCCUCUAAAAUACAGAUGCUCGUAUUGCGACGAGUUAUUCACCGAAGCAGAAGAUCAUGCCAUCCAUAUGAUUUCACAUCUCACAGAAAAAUUAUCACCAGAUAUAUCUUUCUUUUUCAACGACAUUUUACGCCUUUACAAAACUAUCGACAAACCAACAGUACAAAAUUUAUUUCCAGAAACACAAGUCGCAAUUUUUGACACACUUGAAGAAGAAACAAACAGAUUCAGACUUAUCGUAGGAAGAGAAGCCAUAGAAACAAUUGAAGAAGCAUUCCCUCCAAGUCCACCAGGAACAGAUCGGAAACCAUCCAUAAUCAUCACAGACACCUGUCAACUCAGGUUUGUACCAUGCAUGGAUGAACCACCAAAAGGAGAUCUCGGAAUUCUGACUCUACUUUUAAGAGAUUUCAGCGCACACAAUAUCCCGAUUAAAUCACUGAACAAUAAGGAACUAAUUGCUGAUAAAGACAUCGAUUACAGCCCAGAUUUUGUCGAAGGAGCUCUAGCCAACGCAGAAGAACAUGAUACAACGAACAGCCAGAACAACAAUGGAAGAUACAUUAACUCAGCCGAAAAACUUACAGAAUUUUUAAUACAAUGUGAAGACUACUUAACGAACAUCAAAACACUUGAAGACUUAGAACGUUUCUACACAACGAUUAAAGACUACAGAGUCAACAAAGAGGUUAUCGCCGAAGAUACACCAAUCUUUGUAUAUUUCCUAGUAGAAGAAGGGAAAUUACCAAAACCAGGUCUUAGAUGCCCACUUGAAUCAUACGAAGGACACGAAGACAAGGCAUUCGAAUCACUGAGAAAACUUUGCGACCACUUCAAAGGAGAAAUCGCGAAAACGAGCUUUGACCCAAAGGUUCACACCAUAGACAUCUGGGUUGAAUUUUUGGCCCAAGCCUAUGGCACAGGCACGUUUGUCUACAAAGAUGAAAACGGAAACAUCGACCUUGAUACGCACGUAUUCAAAUGCCCUUAUGCAGACUGCUCAUACACGAACAACGACAGAUCAAAACUCAUGGACCACAUGAAAACGAAGAAACACGCCAAGAACGUAUACAUCGAGAGAUACGGCUUCUUUUGGGGUAUUGUCAUAGAAGGAGUCAACCGACCAAAAGGAAUCGUCUACCCGACACUCAAAGACAUCAAAGAACACGCUUGUCGCAAAUGUCCAGAAGCAGGAUGCAACACAUAUGUAACAGAAUUGAGCGACAUCAAAGAACAUCUAAAGAAGAAACAUAAGUCUACAACAGCAGGAGUAGACGGAGAAAUCGCGCACACUGAUGCUACAUACUGCUGGAUUACCAAAGAAGAACUCGACGCAUUACAUGCCGAGAGAGCAAGAGAAAGAGCAGAGCAAGUAGACAACACUCCAGUACAACAGAUAAUUAAUGCUGACAACAAUGAAGAGAACAACGAGAACCAAGAAGACAACGGAAACAACGAAGAAGCAGAUGCCCUCGACCCGCCAAAUAACACAACAGAGACAGAAGAUGAAGCGGUUCAUGCCGUCAUCAUCAAUCCACCAGCAACAGAAGAGGAAGAGGUAGCCAUCAUCGCCGAGGCAAGAAGAAACAUUCCAGAACUCCAACAAGCAGAAGAGAGAGGCUGCGUUACACCGAAAAUGACAUCACUCGUCCGAUUAAAACUAUUGAAAGGAGGAGGAGAACUUUUCAACAAGAAACUCACUCCAUUAGCCACAAGAUACGCAGCUACAGGAAAUACAGAAGCAGACAAAAUCAAGGUAGAUUACUUGACACUAAAAUGCAAUGCCGCCUUGAGAGAAAUGAUCUACACCAAUAACCACAGCGAACCAAAGUUUAUGACAGCAGAAAAUGGAGAAGACACAGGAGAAGACACAGCACCACCGCCAAGGAUAUCGGAAGACACAAGAGAUCGCAUUCAAAAAGCAGCCAAUGAAAUAAAAGGAACUCUCAUCAAAGUAGUCAAACACAUAAGUCACGCGAGAUGCCUCAAAGACAGCACGAGAGACGAUGAACACAAUAAAUUCGUCGAAAUGAUUGCAAAAAUCAAAAACGAUCUCAGAGAUAACAAAUUCGAACAAUAUAACAUUGAAGAAAUAUUUCAAGGACCGAUCUCCGACCAGAGUAUUCUCAACAUCGUCAACAUGGAGGACAACAACGAAUUCAUCAAGAAAAUGGAUUACAUUAACCGAAUUCUCGGAACACCACAGGAUGCAUCACCAUAUGCAAGGAAGAAGUUACAAGCAUGUUUCGCCGAUAACCCAACAAAGACUCUCAGAAACAUAAUCUUAGCCGACAAAGUUCCACAACAAUCAUUGAAGCCAAGCGAAUACCUUGAUUACUACGGACCUCAAUGGGCAAACGAAGCUGAAGGCUACGAAAACUUCCUGCAUCAUGACUACGCGUUACCGGAGAGAUAUGGCCAAGCUUUCGCAAACGACUUCCUCGACUUCAUGACAAAUGAAUCGAAGAUCAUCGAAGUAAUCCGCAACAAGAAUCAUUUAUCGGCACACGGCCUCGAUGGAAUUCCGAACUCAGUUUACAUGCUAUUCCCAGUCAGCGCCGCAAAAUUCCUCAGUAUAUUAUUCAGAUCAAUCAUCAUAUCAGGUCACAUCCCAGACUGCUGGAAGCUCUCCAAGACAGUGAUGCUUUUUAAGAAGGACGACCCAUCGUUAGCAAAGAACUGGAGACCAAUCGGCAUCACGUCAUGCACUUACAGAAUCUUCAUGACUUUAGUCAACAAAGCGUUACAGAUGAUCCCAAUGUUCCACGCAAUGCAAAAAGGUUUCGUUCGCGGAGCAACACUGAGUGAGCACAUUGCAGUCGCGAACGAAGUCCUUUGCCAAUCAACCAGAACACAGUCUGAAAUGUUCCAAACAGCAAUCGAUUUCACGAACGCUUUCGGCACAGUUCCUCAUCAAUUGAUCUUUGAUUCUCUCGAAGCGAAGAAAGUUCCCGAUUCGAUCAUCAAUCUGCUCAAGGACCUCUACAAAGGAGCAAGAACGGCUAUCUAUACAAGACAUGCACACUCCGAGAUAGUUCCGGUUCGCAGAGGUGUCAUCCAAGGCUGUCCACUCAGUCCAAUCCUCUUCAACUGCUGCUUAGAUCCUUUAUUAUAUGCAGUCCAGAGGAGACACUUUGAGGACGGUUACAGAUUCCAAGACAAAGCAGGACAGUAUUCAAUUGCCAUUCAAGCUUACGCUGACGACGUUCUAGUCAUCUCUCCAACACAUGAAGGAAUGCAAAGAAUCUUAAACACAGUAGAUGAAUUCCAGAAAAUUGCGAAACUCAAAGUUGCACCACAGAAAUGCGUCACACUUGCCAAAACAUCCACUGCAAUCCAACCUUUCCGCAUUGGUCCAGACGAAAUCCCAAUCAAGACGAGCAUGGACAACAUCACAUAUCUUGGAAUACCAAUCUCUGGAACAAAGACAUCAAGAUUUGCAGCUGCAACUGGCAUUCUGGAAAAGGUCAAAGCACAGAUCAGAGUCGUCUUCGCGUCACAUCUCGCUCUCUCUCAGAAGAUUAUCGCUCUCAGAGUCUUCAUCUUGCCACAACUUGACUUUUACAUGUUCCACAACGUAUUCAGAGUCAAUGACUUGAAAGCGACAGAUCAGAUGAUCCGAGGCCUGAUCGACAAAGAAGCGCCGACGUCAAACAUUCCGGUUUCAUUUUUCUACAUGCCGAAGAACAAAGGCGGCUUUGGACUCGUUAAAUUGGAACUUCGCCAGCCUCAGCUCGUUCUCACUAAAUUUGCGAGGUUAUGGUUAAGUCAACAAGCAGAAACCAAAGCCUUCUUUCACACAAUGGCUCAAGAAGAGAAGUCAUUCCGCAAGGUCGUCGAAGACCAAGAAAAUGGUUUCUUAGGCAUCAAGAUGGAAAACGGCAAAAUUGUCCAGAAGAACGAAAGAUCCAAACGCACAAAUUGUUUCAUCACACAGGCGGCUAAAGCAGCAGACAAACUGGAAGUCAGAUUCAAAGAAUGGGACAAAGGAGGCAUACAAGUCAGAGGUGUAGGAGAAAAUGCAACAGACUGGUACCGCUCGAAACACAUCGGCCAAAUCUCACCCUUAAUCGGUCGCGUCAUCCAACAGAGGCAGUACGAGGAGUUCAAGAAAGACGAAACACACUCACACACUUUCUGCGAACCAGCAGCGCUAGCGGAGUCACACGACAUCAUGAAGAGACCACAAGCUGUUCCAAACAACCUCUACUCAGCGGCUAUUGCUCUCCGUACAAACACAGCUCCAACCCCAGCAAACAUGCACUUCCACAACCCAGAAGUUUUGGCUAAUUGUCCAUUGUGCGGAUGCCAAUCCUGCACUCUCUUCCACACAUUGAACAUGUGCAGAAACCGUUUCAGUCUAUACAAAUGGCGCCACAAUAUCAUAUGCGAUGACAUUUACCAAUUCAUUCACGAUCACUAUCCAGGAGUAACCAUCAAAUGCUCGGCGAGAAUUACAAGUGACGGCUACCAAACAACAGGCCCAGAGCUCGACGACACAGUUAAAGAUCUCCUCCCAGACCUUGUUGUCUACGAUGAAGCGAACAAGAUGAUCAAGAUCAUUGAAGUCACAUGCCCUUACGGCACGGACAACAAUGUUGGCAACUCUCUUGACGCGGCAUACGACAAAAAGGUUAACAAGUAUAAGAGCCUUGCUGAACAAACAGAGAGAUUAUUUAACUGGACCACGACGCUCUCAAUUAUCGUAGUCUCAUCACUAGGAGUCAUCCCUCUCCGUACAAAACUCGACGCAUUGAGAAUCUCACCUGCAGAUCACAUACAGCUACUCAAGAGACUUUCGAUGCACGCGAUAGCUGCGAGUGCUUGCAUUGUUUUUGAAAAAGUGCCAGAAUUCUUCGGUAUGCGCUGCCGUCCCCUCCCAGGACGAGUCACAGCUCCCAAUGCAGCGAUCCCACCAAACAACAAUGAAAACAAUAACGACACAGAUCAUGGUCAGGAGAACCAACAGGCAACCUCUGAAGAGCAACCAACCAACAAUGGAAAUGCUCAAGAAGACAAUGGCCAAGGCGAACAAAUAAAUAAUUCAACCGAACAAACUAUCUCUGUUGAUCAAAUCAUCGAAGAAGAUGCUGAGAACAACGCGAUAGAACAAGCCUUAGACCAACCCGAUGAGGACGAAUUCCUUAACUAA